AUGGCCUCAGCGAGACGCCCAGAGAAGCCCUCAGCAGUGUCGGACGCCAUACCCUCAUCCUCGCCCGCAUUUGGAACACCAGUACACCCAAUCAAUCCCCGCAGGACAGCCCCAAUACGCGCCCCGCCCUCUCUCAAGCCAGUUGCAAAGUCGACUGUUCUUCCAAUAUUACUGCCUCCGGCAACACUACGGCCGCUAGCAUUCCGUACCUUCACCAAGAAACACAAUCUUACACUCACAUCUUCCGCCCUCCAGGCCUUAGCCACAUUUAUUGGAAAGCACUGCGGUUCAGGAUGGCGAGAGGAAGGCUUAGCAGAGAAGGUUCUCGAGGAAGUUGCAAAGAGCUGGAAGAAGUGCGGUGGGCAGGUCAUUGUGGAAGGAGAUAAUGAGACGUUCAAGAGCAUACUAAAGACACUAGAAGGGUCCAUGAGCGGUGGCAGAAUAGUCCAGGGUUCGACAGUAGGACGCCAAAGCAGCUUCAACUUCGGCCCAGAUAUAUCCGGCCAGACAUCACAUGGAUCCCUAGACACCACUUCAAGUUUCGGCAUAUCGAGCCUAGAGGUGGAAGACAAGGAGGAUGAAGAGGAUUUGCUAAAAGACCCGCGAGAGUGGAUGAAGGUUAUUGGCGCUUUCGAGCAGCCCAAGCUGGUCUACAAUGUCAACCAAAAACAUUUUGAUAAAUCUACUGCCAAACCAUCGCUCUUCCCAGAUCCUUCACAUAAGACUGAGCUCUUCCGUCAGCGGUAUCACAUUGUACAUCAGCGCAUACUCCGCAAUGAGACGUUUCAAGCACCCACUUUCAGCACAGCUAGGUCGGCUACUCUGAGUCGGACAGGGUCAAUUGCAACCUCGCAAAUGAACACGAUCACACCAAUUGCCAACCUGCUGGGGCGAACCGGAAGCACGCAUCUGUUACUGGGUAUGCUCACUGUCUCAGCAACCGGAGCGCUCUCACUCUCUGACCUUACGGGAACAAUUGCGCUUGACAUUGAGCAUGCGCGACCGAUACCUGAGAAGGGCGCAUACUUUGCACCAGGUAUGAUUGUACUGGUUGAAGGCAGUUAUGAAGAAGACUCCGGAGCAGGCUCAUCACUAGGGGGCAGCGGUGGUAUUGGUGGCACGAUAGGUGGAAAGUUCCUCUCCUUUUCGAUCGGACACCCUCCAUGUGAACGACGAACAGCAACGCUAGGUGGCGCUGAGGAAGUUGAUAAGAACAGUCUUGCCGGCCCAGCAUUCGGCUGGACUGAUUUCUUGGGCGUCGGUUCACAGCGUGGAACUGGUGCGCGUAUGAACAAGAUUGCAUCCAAACUACUCGAACCCGAACGAGCACACAACAUUGUCAUAGCAUCAGAUCUCCACCUGGACGUACCCUCAACAUUAUCAGCCCUCCGUACCCUCUUGCGCACAUAUACACCCGGUCCCACCGACGUUCACCCUGUCUAUCCUCUCGCCAUCAUCCUCAUGGGAAACUUCAGCUCCAAAGCCAGUUUAGCAGGCGUCCCCGGCACCGGCAGCAUAGAAUACAAAGAGCAUUUCGACGCCCUCGCCUCCGUCCUCGCAGACUUUCAACCUCUCAUCGCCCACACCACGCUCGUCCUCGUCCCGGGUGACAACGACGCCUGGCCCAGCGCCUUCUCCGCCGGCGCCGCAACCCCCCUCCCCCGCAAACCCAUCCCCAACAUGUUCACCACCCGCAUCCGCAAAGUCGUCGCCGAAGCCAACCGCGAAAUCUGGGGGCCAGGAAAAGCAAAAGGGAAAGAAGGAGAAGUCAUUUGGACCUCGAAUCCCUCGCGUCUCACUUGGUUCGGUGUUAAGGCUGAAAUGGCCAUCUUAAGAGAUGACCUCCUAGGUCGCCUUCAACGAAACUCAAUCCGCUUCAACAAGCCACCGCCUGAUGCGGACGAUGAAUUGCCAUUUGCACCCAGCCAACAAGCUCGCGAUCUCGAGAAUCAAGAUUCCAUGGAUCUGGAUCUGGUGCAUCCUCCACCUCCACAACCAAAACGCCAACAACAGCAGCAACAACAGCCAGAUGUCGAUCUCGACACGCAAAUUGCCCGCGCACUUACUCGUACUAUUCUCUCCCAGUCGCAUCUUAGCCCUUACCCGCUUGCUUCACGCCCCCUGCAUUGGGACUUUGCGCAUGCAAUGAGUUUGUAUCCGCUGCCUACGAGCGUGGUGCUUGCGGAUGCCGAGGCCCCGCCGUUUGUAGUCAAGUAUUUCGGGUGCACGGUUAUGAAUCCGGGGAGUUUGGAUGAGAGUGGAGGGAGAAGAGGACGGACGGAGGGAAGGGCGCGGUGGGUCGAGUUUGAUGUUAGGACUAGUGCGGGGGUUGUGAGGACGGAGGGGUAG
This is a messenger RNA of Bipolaris victoriae FI3, 2349 nucleotides long. RefSeq lists its product as hypothetical. Bases 1 to 2349 code for a protein of 782 amino acids. The transcript is spliced from 2 exons. Gene Ontology annotation, cellular component: epsilon DNA polymerase complex. Gene Ontology annotation, molecular function: DNA binding. The record is from RefSeq and is a predicted model, not a curated record. Lineage: Eukaryota; Fungi; Ascomycota; Dothideomycetes; Pleosporales; Pleosporaceae. Gene Ontology annotation, biological process: error-prone translesion synthesis; DNA-templated DNA replication.